AUGACGGUGACCACAACAACAGAUCGGAAUUCCGGAAAUGCAUAUGAAGUUGGCGCGACGGUGGAUUACACUUGUAACGCCGGCAGCCUUCUUAUAGGACCGUCGACUCGUACAUGCCUCGAUACUGGCUUCUACAACGAGUUUCCACCGGUGUGCAAAAGCAUCAAGUGCGGUUAUCCAGCGAACAUAAAACACGGAGGUUACACACUUAUCAACAAUACCGUUAGUUAUCUCAGUCAGGUGCUUUAUUCCUGCGAUGAAGGAUACGAGAUGACUGAUAAGAAACAAUUUGUUCCGAUUACAGGUCGUGCAAGACUGACAUGCGAUAUCGAUGAGCGCUGGAACGGACCGCCACCACGUUGCGAGCCAAUUCUGUGCGAUCCUCCUGCUCCUGUUCCACAUAGUUAUAUUCAAAUCGAUGAAGUCGACGAGACCGAGACAGUACCAUCGAAAACGAACUUCAGUCGAAGUCUUCUCGUAGGCAGUAUCGUUACAUACACUUGCGAGAAGGGUUAUAGACUUUCUGGCUUCCGACAAAUAUUAUGCUUGCCUACUGGCUUAUAUGAUCAUGUCGCACCCACUUGUACGGAACCUAUAACCAGCAGAACCCGACACACAUUCCUACCACCUCGAGUUCGAAUCACAACAAUCUCGACGACCACAACCACAACCACCUCUGUGCCACCACGAAGAGUGGCUAGCACCGCCGAAUUACCCGCGACGGUUCGGGAAACCAUAGCAAGGAAACCAAAUAUUGGUCUUCAGAGACCAGCACCGCCUCCGUCGCCACCUUUGAACGACGACACCAACGAUCAUCCUCAGGACAAUGAAAUUUCUGGCAGUGGAGUGGACAAUGCUCAGGCUGGCAUUGGAACUGGUGUUCCUGAACCUUCUGGACCUUUCAGGGUGGACAACGCCGACCAGUCGAGUAACACUCAUCAAGCAAAAUUAAAUCUAGGCGCGGUGAUCGCCUUGGGUGUCUUCGGUGGUUUCGUAUUCCUUGCUGCUGUAAUCACCACCGUUGUAAUACUCAUACGCAGAAAUCGCGGUAGAAGCAGCAAGCAUUACCGACACCGUGCAUCUCCAGAUUGCAAUACCGUGGCCAGCUUUGGAAGCAGUUCCUCUGAGAGUCGAGGAGGACUGAAUCGAUAUUACCGUCAAGCUUGGGAAAAUCUGCAUGAGACGGCCGGUCAUAAGACCAAUCAUCCUCCUCUUCGUCGCAAGGAGACCCUGGAUGAACCAGGAUACCGAGAAAAUUACCGUGGCAACAACACCGAGAGAGAUGGUUCAGAAUUAGUUGUGAGCGAUGUAGCCACGUACCCGUCUAACAAGCACGCCAGCAUUUCUGACAAGAAACGCCAUCAUCAUCAUCAUCAUCAUCAUCACGGUAACUCUACGCCCGAGUGGAGGCAGUCUCAGUCUCAUCACAGAUACUAAACAUAAAAUCGGUUACCUAGAACCGCUUAUUUUUUUGAGAUUUUCGGUGAAUCGAUUAUUGUGACGAGUCGCGAUUAGAUCACGAGCAAGUUAUAUUUUUUAUGCUGUAUGCAUAUUUUAUAAAUGCU
Molecule: messenger RNA, 1565 nt
Organism: Bombus pascuorum
Lineage: Eukaryota; Metazoa; Arthropoda; Insecta; Hymenoptera; Apidae
Exons: 6
Coding region: 1-1437 (478 amino acids)
Source: RefSeq, a predicted model, not a curated record